AUGUCGAAGGUGGGCCAUGCCGACACAUUUGUGUCACUGAUAGUACAACAACAGUUAUUCAAAGUAUUCUUACAAACAAACUUGUCUAAGACGUCUGUGCCAGCUCUUGGAUUUGAUAAAUUGGUAUGCAGAGGAAAUUCUGAUGUAUUCUUAGCCAAUAGAAAUAUGGUAAGAUGUUGUACAAUUAACGGAAAGAAGUUCAACUAUCGUUUAUUAGAUAAUAAUUCAAGUGACAACUUUGAUAUCAAUAGUUUGGAGAUGAAUUCUCUGGGCACUUUGAUGGCUUUAGUAGGAAAAUCAGAUGUUGUAAUCAUAUCAUUACCUAACAACGUUGGGGGUAAUGCAGCAACUAUCAUUCCAACAAAGUUAUAUCGUCUUCAAGGAAUUGGAGGAGACAUAAAGAAAGUUAUAUGGCAUUCCGCUGUCGGUAAUGAUUGUUCAUUGGUAAUUUUAAAUUCAAGAAAUGAAGUGAAAUGCUAUGAUAUAUCUAUUUCUUUGGAUGUUCCACAAAUUAAUGUGAAUCUUCUGAAGUUUGAUAACUUUGACGAUGAACAUGCUACAUCUAUAGCAUUCGGGACCGAUUCUAGUUUACUUUCGUCAUUGACACUUUACAUCACAACGACUAAGUCACACGUUUAUUCCAUUUAUCCAUUUACAUAUCGUAAUGCCAACUUAGUAUCAACAAAGGAAAAAGUUGAAGAAGCGGUAGCUGAAUCUAUUGCUACAGUUAAAGCAGUAGAAAAACGUUUUCCGUCUUCUAGUGUUAUGGAUAGUUUUGAGAGUCCUUUGAAGGAAGCGUCUUUAAGACAAUAUAAAUAUGUUAAGGAUCUAGUCAAUCAAAUCAAUAGUGGUAUACCAUUGAAGCAUGAAACAAGAGGAUUAUAUACUAGUACACCACAUGAGUUUCUCGUUCUAGAACAAAACCUUCCAGUCACUUUCGAACCAUUACUUCAAGGACCUUUAUAUACUUCAUUGGGUUCUGGAAUAAGUGACAUUCUUAGUGUGAAGAAUUCGAAGGGUUUAACUGUCUUAAUAACUAUUGGAAACAAAGAUGCUGAUAAUGUAUAUGUGACAUAUUUAACUCAACUCAGGCCAUUAAUUAUGAAAUGGAAACAAUUUGGUGAUAUUUUAAAAUCAUUACCUCAAAUUCCUGCAAAAUCAAAGCAUCAAAAAUCCUUAUAUGAGAGACCUAAGAAAGGUUUUGGUUUUGUUCUAACUCCUGAAGAAGAUGAAGAAACGGAGUCAGAGACUAAUAGUGACUCUGAAUUAAAGUUCUGGGGUGAUGAAUAUACCAUGUUGAAUCUUAUAAAUGUUGAUGAAUUAAGUUUGACAUCUGGUAGUGGUGUCAUGAGCCUUAAGUCUUUUACAAAUGAUAGGGAAAAUUUUGGUAUUAUCAUCAAUAAUAAAGUCAUAUUUGCAGAACUAGGCGUAUGGUACAACACCUUAUUUGAUAUAGCUAGUGGAAAUUCAGGUUCUAGCCUUCCUAAUUUUUCUGUAAAUUAUACAGCUUUAUCAUCUUCCGUGGAUACAUUAGUAGGUACUGAUAUUAUCAAUGAUGUUGGUGGACAAUCUGGAGAGUAUUUAAUAAUAUUUAGAGGAGGCGAUUCAAAUAAUCUAGAAAUUGUUAGUAUAACAGAGAAUGGAGUUGAAGAAGAAGAGGCAGAAGAAGAAUCUGUUGAUGAUGAAGAACUGACGAAUUUAAUCGCUGAUAAUAUAUUAAAAUCACGUCCGUUUGAAGAAUUGGUUCGUGAUGUUGAUUCAUUAAAAAGAUUUGAGUUCAAUACUCUUGCUAAAUAUGUGGAUCCUAGUUUAUCGGCCAAAACUAUACAACCAACCACAGAGAUUCUUGACGCUAUAAAUAAAGUUUCUUCUAAAGUUGUGGAUGAAGUCUCAAAGUCUACAUCAUAUACGGUUAAAUUGAAUUCCAGACUUUUAAUACAGUUAGAACAAUUAAGAACGCAAAUUGCAUCUAUGAGAAACUUACCUGAUGUUGACAUUGCUAAACUCGAAGAAUAUAAAAAGAAAUUAGUGACAUUAACUGAAAACCAAGUCAAAUUGGAAGAGAAGAGUAUAAAACUCAAAGGGAAGUUGGAAGAUUCGGUUGAUAAUCUUAAGAAUAAGAAAUCAUUACCAUUAGCUGAUAGUGAAAUACAAUGGUUUAAAGAGAUAAAUGUUAUUAAUGGCCAAAUCAGUCAUGAUUCUAGUUCAGGACCAAGUUUGCAAUCGGUAGUAAAGUCUUUGAAGGACCAAACACAAUCACUCUUGGAGGAAAUGAAAAGUAUAGAUACUAAGGAAGGCUCGGACUUUAAAUUAAAGAGAUUAGAGACAGAUCAAAAACUAUUUAAAUUAAAAUGUUAUCUUGAAGAGAAUAGCCAAUUAAUUAAUGUGAUCAAGUCUAAGUUAGAGAGUAAAUAG
Scheffersomyces coipomensis is the source of this 2415-nucleotide messenger RNA. RefSeq names its product linker nucleoporin (gene NUP82). The record is from RefSeq and is a predicted model, not a curated record. Gene Ontology annotation, molecular function: structural constituent of nuclear pore. The transcript has a single exon. NCBI's taxonomy places the organism in Eukaryota, Fungi, Ascomycota, Pichiomycetes, Serinales, Debaryomycetaceae. Gene Ontology annotation, biological process: ribosomal large subunit export from nucleus; mRNA export from nucleus; protein import into nucleus. Gene Ontology annotation, cellular component: nuclear pore. Bases 1 to 2415 code for a protein of 804 amino acids.